AUGGAUCUUUCCGAUCUUCAUCACCUUUUCCAAAUGUUCGAUCACAAUGGUGACGGAAAGAUCACAAGACAAGAGCUAUCAAAGUCUCUUGAAAGCCUCGGGAUUGACAUUCCUGAUCCUGAUCUUGAACACAUGAUUGAUCAUAUCGACUCAGAUGGUGAUGGGAUGGUGGACAUAGAGGAAUUUGAGGUGUUGUAUAAGAUGAUAUUAAUGGAGGAGGAGAGGGACGAAGAAGAGGAUAUCAGAGAGGCGUUUAAUGUAUUUGACAAAAACGGAGAUGGGUUCAUUUCGGUUGAGGAGCUUCAGUCAGUGUUGAUGUCGCUUGGGUUGAGACAAGGUCAAACCAUCGAGGAUUGUCGACUCAUGGUUAAUAAGGUGGAUGUUGAUGGCGAUGGGAUGGUGGAUUAUAAAGAGUUCAGGCAAAUGAUGAAAGGUGGUGGCUUUGUCAACUUUGAAACCCUUUGA
Messenger RNA from Lactuca virosa, 465 nucleotides. Lineage: Eukaryota; Viridiplantae; Streptophyta; Magnoliopsida; Asterales; Asteraceae. The record is from the annotation of a GenBank genome assembly.